This is a messenger RNA of Amoebophrya sp. A120, 1476 nucleotides long. Lineage: Eukaryota; Dinophyceae; Syndiniales; Amoebophryaceae. The record is from the annotation of a GenBank genome assembly.
AUGAAUCGCGCCUGGACCAAGCCCAGUCACCGAAUCGCGGCCGCGGCACGACCCGGCCAACCGAAAAGUUGUACCAUUCAUCCUGCUGCCAGCACCUCCGCAGGAGCCGUCUUCUUGCUGAUGCUAUUUUGUAGCUCCGCGAUUUUUUCCUCGGAGCAAGCUAGCACGGUGCUUGCGGUCCGACUGAACAAGAUCGGUUUUCGCUCUGCGGCAACAAACCCAAACAAACUGGAUCGGUGCAGAAAAUUUCGGGAGCAAGUGGCCCCUGUGGUCAGCCGCCGCGUUCGCGUCGGCCAGGAAAUGCGGGCGCAAAACCGGGCUUUCCACCUGAAUCCCUGUGCGAUAUUCGGGGAGGAAAAGGAAACAGCAAAGAUCUUAACCACUGGAGUUCCAAUUCCUGGCACCAGCAGCGCAGGCGCGACAAAAUCUUCCGAGUAUAGUUCCGCGUCGUCGGCCAACAGCAGCCGGUCCUCGACUAUCGAAGAAGCUUCGACGUAUCACCACCUGCAACAUCUUCACACCAAUAUCACCAACAGCACCGCGCCCCCGACUACAGGAGGAGCCGCUGCCUCCCAUUUACCAGUUGUCGCUUCGCCGCCUCCGUUCCAGUUGUCACCCCGCAACUACCACCCCUUCAAUAUGUGAGGAAGGUGAUCUAAGUAAAAUAAGCAAGCUUCGGCCAGGGAACUGCGUGCUACUGGCCGUGGGGAGGAAUUCAGACAUCGAGACACUUAUCGCCUGAUUUCCUUCUCAUUCCAGGUCCACAUCAAGACCCUCAACCACUUUCUGUGGAAUUCGGAGCAGCUGCUGCGGAUGAUGUUGAAAAUAAAAGCGAGAAAAUGAUUGACAAUUAUGCCAGCACUUUGCCGUAGCCUUCCUAGAAGCUAUGAUCUACAGGAGCAAUAAAAGAUACUAGGUUGUACAAGUUGUACUACCACCAGCCAUCUUCUCGAAAUCGAGAAAUGAAUUUAUUAGCGAUACCUUUAAAAAAGUAAAUGAACACAAAGAACCACGCAGUCGCAGUCUAUCUUGAUUCGAAAGUCGAAGUUGUAGUUGACGCAACUCCAGUACAGUAUGUCUUCUCGUCCUGAAAGAAUAUCCCUACCUAAGAACCAUAGAGAAUCCGCGAAAAUAAAUAUCGAUGAAGUCAUCCAGAAAGAACAGUACAGUACUACAAACGGAAGGAGAAUUAGCGAUUUGGGAUAGCAAGAAGGGGAAGAAGAUGAACUUCGAUUUCCACCUGUUAUAACCCAAAUUUAAUGAUUAUGGUCGUACUUCAUAUACGUUCCACCGCGCGCACAUUUUUUUUUUUCUGAUCGAAAAUAGGUGUUUUUGUAGAAUAAACCAUGUGUGCAGACCCUGUGAUAUACAACCAGAAAGUUCAUGGUGAACAAAAUGAAGUAACUUGUUACUUCACGCCAUCGAACGAUUGAUUCGAUUCCAUGAUGUUGAUAUCUUCUCUACUACUACGCAGCG